AUGUACGUUUUGCCAAAACCUAAACUGGUCAAGGAAAACCUCGAUACCCCUCCUGUGAAAGUAAGAAAUGAUAGGCAAUUGCAUGGAUUUUUGUGUCUUCACAAAGUCGAAAACGUUAGACUCUGUGUAGAGUUUAAACUGAAGAAAAAAAAGGUUGAAGAAGCUAGCAAAGAACCAGAAGAAUUUCUGCAAAAAGAUGACCCAUUUUCGGCAGAGGAUGAAGAUUCAGAUGAAGACAAUGAUCGAUUUGAUUACUGCGACGAUUCUGAUGGAGCAACGUCUGAUGACGAAAACUUUACCUCAUAUGGGUUUCCGCCAGACCAAGUACAAGAGAGUCAGGGAUCUCCUACAAAGAUAAGUUCAGCGACAGUCCUAAAGACACCAAAAGGAGAUUGUACGCAUAAUAGGUUCGACUUGAGCUCUUUCAAACUGGAAGUGGGGCAGAGUUUUGAUUCAAAAGAUGCAUUGGCUACACGUCUGAAGAUCUGUUCAGUCGUCCACAAAUUCAAUUUUGAUGUGGAUAAAUCUACCCGUACGCUGUGGUUUGUAAAAUGUUGGGUAAAAGGAUGUACGUGGAAGCUUAGAGCUACACCAGUAGGUGAAUCUUCAAGGUUCACAAUCCGAAUAUAUGUAGAUGAACAUUCCUGCUCAGUAACAGAGCGUUCGUCUCGUUCUCGACAAGCUACUCCUGAAAUUCUUGGCCUCUUGUACAAAGACUAUAUUGGUGGGGUUGAUCGAACUAUUUUGCCACGUCAUGUUGAGAGUGCUAUGAACAUGAGCUUUGGAAUCAAGAUGGAUUACUGGAAAUCUCAUCGUACACUUAUAGUUGCUAGAGAUCUCGUAAUGGGUUCAUCGGAGAAUGGAUAUGAGGAGUUACCUUCUUACCUGCACAAGAUUAGAAUGGCAAAUCCUGGGACCUUAGCUCGACUGGAAGUUGAUGCAAACAAUAGAUUUAAGUACUUAUUCCUUACAUUCAGCGCUAGCAUUACUGGCUUCCCAUUUAUGAGAAAGGUUGUGGUGGUUGAUGGUAUUUUCUUGCAAGGAAAAUACAAAGGAACACUUCUCAUUGCAACAUCACAGGAUGCUAAUUUUCAGAUAUUUCCGAUAGCAUUUGCUGUGGUUGACACAAAGAAUGAUGAAUCAUGGACAUGGUUCUUCCGUCAACUCAGCCGUGUGAUACCCGAUGAUGAAGGAUUGGCCUUAAUUUCUGAAAGGCACAAGUCAAUAAGGAAGGCAAUUUCAGUGGUCUAUCCAUUGGGUAGCACGGGAAUUUUCACGUACCACUUAUAUAAGAACAUCUUAUUACGGUACAGAGGACGUGAUCUGUUUGGUUUGGUCAAAAAAGCUGCGUACUCUUUUAGGUUAGCUGACUUUGAAGCAAGCUUCGAGACGAUUAAAGGGUUAAAUCCAUAUUUACAUGCAUAUUUGGAACGUGCUGAUGUGUGUAAGUGGGCUCGAGCGCAUUUUAGAGGUGAUAGAUAUAACAUCCUUACAAGUAACAUAGCUGAAUCCAUAAACAGAGCUUUGUCAGAUGUGAGAAGCUUGCCAAUUGUUCGCCUUUUAGAGUCUAUCCGAUUAAUGAUGACACGUUGGUUUGCAACAAGAAAACAUGAUGCUGACUUGAUGAAAACUUCUCUGACUCGUGGUGUGGAGAAGUUGUUGGAGGUAAUAUAUGUAUAA
Messenger RNA from Brassica oleracea var. oleracea, 1680 nucleotides. RefSeq lists its product as uncharacterized. The transcript is spliced from 2 exons. NCBI's taxonomy places the organism in Eukaryota, Viridiplantae, Streptophyta, Magnoliopsida, Brassicales, Brassicaceae. Bases 1 to 1680 code for a protein of 559 amino acids. The record is from RefSeq and is a predicted model, not a curated record.